UGCCCGCGCACGGCUCGCGAGCAGCUCGUCACCGUGUCUCCCGUUGCUCUGUAUUUAUACGGCGCCCCGGUGCGCACAAAGGCACAAGUGUGCCUCGUCUCUGGAGGCAGAGCGCGUGAGUGAGUGAGUGAGUGAGUGAGUGAGAGCCGUGCAGCCGCUGCUGAGGCGACGCCGAGAGAGCGCAGGAGUUUUAGCCCAAGUUCCCGCAGCCGCAGCAGCAGCAGCAGCAGCAGCAGGUCGCUGUGACGCCGACCUCGUUCUCAGGGAAACCUCCCUGGGGACACAGAUACUCACAAAAGCACACACACACACACACACACACACACACACACACACACACACACACACACUCUCACAGACCACCUCACAGGCACCAUGCAGGAGUCAGAGCCCACGGUGUGCCAGCUGCAGCCCAACAUCAUCUCCGUGCGUCUUUUCAAGAGGAAGCUUGGUGGUCUGGGCUUCCUGGUGAAGCAGAGGGUGUCCAAGCCACCUGUCAUUGUGUCAGACCUCAUUCGCGGCGGCGCAGCGGAGGAGUGUGGCCUGGUGCAGGUGGGCGACAUCAUCCUGGCUGUCAACAACAAGCCCCUGGUGGAUCUGUCCUACGAGCGGGCCCUGGAAACGCUGAAGAACGUGUCCCCCGAGAGCCACGCGGUGCUGAUCCUGCGCGGCCCCGAGGGCUUCACCACCCACCUGGAGACCACGCUGUGUGGGGACGGCCGCCAGCGCACCGUGCGGGUCACGCGGCCCGCCUUCCCAGCCUCCAGGUCCUGCGAGCUGCACCCCCCCCUCAGCCCGCUGACCCCCGGCCAGCAGCAGCAGCAGCAGCAGCAGCAGCUCAGGGCCUCCUCCAUCCUGCAGAGGGCGGAGCUGCAAAGCCAGGACCCCCUGCUGAGAGACGGGGGCUGCGGCGCCGUCCUGUGCAACGGGCUGGAGGAGAACAACGAGCUGCUGAGGGAGAUCGAACCAGUGCUGCGCCUCAUCAAAAACAGCAAAAAGGGGCUGAACGGCGAGGGCCAGAGGAACGCGGCCAGAAGGGACGCGGAGAUCCAAGUGACCUGGGACCUCGGAGGAGGAAUCAACGCAGCUCUGCAGGUGGCAUCAGAUAACGACAAGAUGCUGGAAAACAUGUCGCCGGUGCUCAACAACGCUGACAUCGACAAGCCGGGGGCCGAGAGCCAGACGUCGCCGACCCGGACGCAGCAGAACGGCAGCCCCACCAAGUGCCCGCGCUUCAUGAAGGUCAAGAACUGGGAGAACGGCGCCAUCUACAACGACACGCUGUACCACAACGCCAGCAAGACGCCACUGUGCUCUGAGAACGUGUGCACCGGCUCCGUGAUGAUCCCCAACGUUCGCAAGGCGGACGAGGCCAGGACGAGAAAGGAGCUCCUGCCGCUGGCGACGGACUUCUUGGACCAGUACUACACCUCCAUCAGGAGGUUCGGCUCUAAGGCGCAUCUGGACCGGCGGGAGGAGGUGACCAAGGAGAUCGAGGCUUCGGGGACGUACCAGCUGAAGGACACUGAGCUGAUUUAUGGGGCCAAGCACGCCUGGAGGAACGCUGCCCGCUGCGUCGGCCGGAUCCAGUGGUCCAAGCUGCAGGUGUUCGACGCUCGAGACUGCACCACCGCCCAUGGAAUGUACAACUACAUCUGCAACCACAUCAAGUACGCCACCAACAAAGGCAACCUCAGAUCGGCCAUCACCAUAUUCCCUCAGAGGACAGAUGGCAAGCAUGACUUUCGAGUGUGGAACGCUCAGCUGAUUCGCUACGCAGGCUACAAAAUGCCGGACGGACAGAUUCUGGGAGACCCCGCCAAUGUGGAAUUUACCGAGAUCUGCGUGCAGCUGGGGUGGAAGGCACCGAAGGGCCGCUUCGACGUCCUGCCCCUGCUGCUGCAGGCCAACGGCAACGACCCCGAGCUCUUCGAGAUCCCAGAAGACCUCAUCUUGGAGGUGCCCAUCACACACCCCAAGUUCGAGUGGUUUAAAGAGCUGGACCUGAAGUGGUACGGCCUCCCCGCAGUCGCCAACAUGCUGCUGGAGAUCGGAGGCCUGGAGUUCACCGGCUGCCCCUUCAGCGGCUGGUACAUGGGCACGGAGAUCGGCGUGAGGGACUUCUGUGACAGCUCGCGCUACAACAUCCUGGAGGACGUUGCAAACAAGAUGGCCUUGGACACCAGGAAGACGUCCUCGCUGUGGAAAGACCAAGCCCUGGUGGAGAUCAACAUCGCUGUUCUGCACAGCUUCCAGACAUGCAAAGUGACCAUCGUGGACCAUCACUCGGCCACCGAGUCCUUCAUGAAGCACAUGGAGAACGAGUACCGGGUGCGGGGAGGCUGUCCUGGAGACUGGGUGUGGAUCGUUCCUCCCAUGUCCGGAAGCAUCACACCCGUGUUCCACCAGGAGAUGCUCAACUAUCGCCUCACCCCCUCCUUUGAGUAUCAGCCUGAUCCUUGGAAUACCCACGUGUGGAAAGGAGUCAAUGGGACGCCCACCAAGAAAAGAGCCAUCGGCUUCAAGAAGCUCGCCAAGGCUGUGAAGUUCUCGGCCAAGCUCAUGGGCCAGGCCAUGGCCAAGAGGGUGAAGGCCACCAUCCUGUUCGCCACCGAGACGGGCAAAUCACGUGACUACGCCAAAACGCUGUGUGAAAUCUUCAAGCACGCGUUCGACGCCAAGGUCAUGUCCAUGGACGAAUACGACGUGGUGGAUCUGGAGCACGAGACACUGGUGUUAGUGGUGACCAGCACAUUUGGCAACGGAGACCCCCCUGAAAAUGGAGAGAAAUUUGGAGGUGCCUUGAUGGAAAUGCGCCAUCCAACAUCCAACAACGAAGACAGGAAGAGCUACAAGGUCCGUUUCAACAGCGUGUCGUCCUACUCUGACACGCGCAAGUCGUCCAGCGACGAGCCAGAAACCAGGAUCAACUUCGAAAGCACGGGGCCUCUGGCCAACGUCAGUGAAGAGUUAAAGAAGAGAGAAUCCUCAAACAUGAGCGCUGAAUGCCAAACAGCAAAGCGGCAGGAGGGACCUGUUGUGAAAAAAAAACCUCUCAGGUUCUCAGUGUUUGGCCUUGGCUCCAGGGCCUACCCACACUUCUGCGCCUUUGCCCACGCUGUGGACACGCUGUUUGAAGAGCUGGGGGGGGAGCGCAUCCUACGCAUGGGCGAGGGAGAUGAGCUGUGUGGCCAGGAGGAGUCCUUCAGAACCUGGGCCAAGAAGGUUUUUAAGGCCGCCUGCGACGUCUUCUGCGUCGGCGACGACGUGAACAUCGAGAAGGCCAACGACUCGCUGAUCAGCAACGAGCGCAGCUGGAAGAAGAGCAAGUUCCGCCUGACGUACACGGCCGAGGCCCCCGCCCUCACAGAGGCGUUGCACACUAUACACAAGAAGAAGGUCUUUGGAGCGAAGAUGCUCGAAUCUCAAAACCUGCAGAGUCCCAAAUCCAAUCGCUCCACCAUAUUUGUGCGGCUCCACACAAACAACCACGACAGCCUGAGCUACAGGCCCGGCGACCAUCUGGGCGUCUUCCCCGGCAACCACGAGGACCUGGUGACGGCGCUCAUAGACAAACUGGAGGACGCCCCACCUGUCAAUCAAAUAGUCAAAGUGGAGUUCCUGGAGGAGAGGAACACUGCCCUAGGCGUGAUCAGUAACUGGACCAGCGCCAGCCGCAUCCCCCCGUGCACCAUCUACCAGGCCUUCCAGUACUUCCUGGACAUCACCACGCCUCCCAGCCCCGUGCUGCUGCAGCACUUCGCCGCUCUGGCAACCAGCGACAAACACAAAAAGAAACUCGAGCUCUUGAGCAAGGGGCUGCAGGAGUACGAGGAGUGGAAGUGGUACAACAACCCCACGCUGGUGGAGGUGAUGGAGGAGUUCCCCUCCAUCCAGGUGCCCUCCACGCUGCUGCUCACCCAGCUGCCCCUGCUGCAGCCGCGCUACUACUCCAUCAGCUCCUCGCCGGACCUGCACCCGGGGGAGAUCCACCUGACCGUGGCCGUGGUGUCGUACCGCGCCAAAGAUGGAAGAGGACCCACACACCACGGCGUGUGCUCGUCGUGGCUCAACCGGAUCGAGAAGGGGGAGAUGGUGCCGUGCUUCGUCCGAGGCGCGCCUUCGUUCCAGCUUCCCAAAGACGACCAGGCUCCCUGCAUCCUGGUGGGUCCCGGAACAGGCAUCGCCCCCUUCAGAAGCUUCUGGCAGCAGAGACUGUACGACCUGGAGCACAAAGACGUCCAGCCGUGCCCCAUGAUCCUGGUGUUCGGCUGCCGUCAGUCCGAGAUGGACCACAUCUACAAGGAGGAGACCAUCCACGCCAAGAACAAGCAUGUGUUCAAGGAGCUCUACGGGGCCUAUUCCAGAGAGCCGGGCAAACCAAAGAAAUACGUGCAGGACGUGCUGCGCGAGCAGCUGUCAGAGUCGGUGUAUCAGUGCCUGAGGGAGGAGGGCGGACACAUCUACGUGUGCGGAGACGUCACCAUGGCCGGAGACGUCCUCAAGACCGUGCAGCAGGUCAUCAAGCAGCAGGGCAACAUGAGCCUGGAGGACGCCGGCUUCUUCAUCAGCAAGCUCCGGGACGAGAACCGCUACCACGAGGACAUCUUCGGCGUCACCCUGCGCACCUACGAGGUCACCAACCGGCUGCGCUCAGAGUCCAUCGCCUACAUCGAGGAGAACAAGAAGGACUCGGACGAGGUUUUCUGCUCGUAGGUUCACCAUCUGGGGGCUUUCCGACAUCAGCCGGUCUGAAGGCCGCAGCAACGCUGGUUGAAGAAUACUGUGCCAAUUUUUUUGUACUAUAUAUAAAAAUGGAUUUCUUUCUCUUUUUUAUACCACUCUAAUGUUUCUGUGGGGCUCUGCAGUUUUUUUUGUCUGUAGCAAGUUGGAGAUGUUCUGUUCUGAGAAUCUGUUUUGCUUGUUGAUGAUACUUCCAAAAAUGAUAAAUUGAUCAUUUUGAUUCAUAAUGUGUGCACCUAUUGUAAUGACCUGCCUCAUUGUGAAUGCAUGACCAAGACAAGAAUAUAAUCAAGAAAUAUUAUUCUCUGUGUUAUUGUUAAAGUAUAAAAAAGGCUUUUUCUGAGGUUCUAUAUUUGCAAGAAAAUGUGUGUGACGCGUAUGAAUUCUGUUGACUUCAUGUUGUAGGAAAAAAUCAGGGCUGCUCACAUCUGUUUGGGGAGUUUUUAUUUUAUAUAUUUAAGCCUUUGAUGCAUUUGAAAGUUUCAAUAGGCGAAAAUGUCCAGGCACCAGGAUCAGAUGUGAUCAGCUGUGAUCAGAUGUGAUCAUGUGAUGAUGUGCCGGGAGCAGACUCUACGAUGACAGGCCCCCGUUUGAUGACAGCGCCUGUAGCUCCCACAGCAGCCUCUCUGUGGAGGCCGGUCCGCUCUCAGAACGCGUGGUCUCGUGUCCCAGCUGGCCCGGCCCACAUGGAAACAGCUGACCAUAGAGCAAAUCACAACCUAAUUCAAUUCCUUGACUUCAUCAGGAUGGAAAAGAGAAGAUACUGAUGUGAGGACGAUAUUAAAAAACAUUUAUGUAAUUAUGGUGGAGGGAUCCUGAAGAGGCAGAUUCAAUGUUUGUUUUUUUUUAUUGAAAUUUGAUGGGAAUUUUUGCGUGUUGCCAUUUCCGUCUCUGAAGCUUCAGCCAACACCAGUCUAUAACAGCCCUGUGGUAAGAAUUAUGGUUCGGAUUGACAAAAAUCCAGUUUGAUUAACAGAUGUGUAUAUGAGGUAGGUUUUGUUUGUUUAAGCUGUACAAGAAGUGCCAAAACAAUGAUUUUACAGCCACUGCAGAAGUGGCCUCUUGUAGGCAGGCAGGGGUCCACGCGGUCCAGCCGUGGGUCCCACGUUCGGCGACUCUCCGCUGGUUGAUUCAUUUCCUUUGCAUGCUACUUCUUGGGCUUCACAGGCGCUCCAGACAAGCCAAAGCGUCUCCCGUGUUUCUAUGGAAGCUAUGCUGCUGGCUGUGGCUCCCUGCGCUGCUCAGAUCACAUCUGACAGCUGACCCCAUCGUCACCUAUGGAGCUAAUGUGCGUUGCGCAGCUUCACGACUCCUCUGCCUCCUGCCUUACAUUAACUCUGUCUCUGCCUACACCUAGUACACACUGUACAUGUGCAUGACCUGACAUGACCCCGUGGCGGCGACGCCACCCUUUCACUGUGACCUGACGCCUCCUCGGUAGCAUCAGCAUGCCUGUCUGUGAGCCAGCCGUACUAACAUAAGUGUGCACCUCCAUAGAGCGGGUGUAAACAUGCAUGUGCUCAGGUGUGUGCUUGUUCUCCUCGUGGCCCGUUACCUCGUCCAGCCGGUCGUUUGAAAUAAGCACGAACUCGGCACAAGCCUGCAGAUGUGCUCUUCCAGAUGGCAACAGGAAAGCGCCCGCGUGGCUUUUAGCGCCGAUCGCCUAUUGCUAGAAGUGAUGUUUCUCAUUCAGAGACAUGAGGCAAUCGCACUGCCGCUGUGGUCGUUUGCUGCUUUCCCGCGAGUCGGGUUUGUAAUUUGAAUAGAUUUGUUUAUUGCUCGCCCACUCUGAAGUAACCUAUGGCUCUUUUGUCACUCAGUCUGUGUUCCCUUUCUUUGUCUUUGAUUCCAAUUAAAAGUACGUAUCAGCAUGAUUAACGGAUUUCAGUGUGAUUUUCAAGGGUCUCUGUCAAGACUGUUUGUUUGUUUGUUUGUUUGUUUGUUUGUUUGUUUGUUUGUUUGUUUACUGCUGGGAGGGGGUUAAUGGCCAGUUCCCAUUGUCCCCACUGUUGCCAUGCUGGAUGAAUGUCUGCUCUGCAUACAUUUCCUUAAACACAUUAAGUUUAAUUGGAAAAUGCCUGUAACAUGAGAUCGCUUCUUUAAAUAGCUUAUAUAUAUAUAUAUAUAUAUAUAUAUAAAUAUAUAUUCAAAGAUAAGGUAUAAACUAUAAAGAAAACCACUUCUGACUUUUUUAUGAAUGUAUUUUGAUUAUGUAAAUGAGCACUAUAACUCUGCUUGAUUUAAAAAGACCAAAAAAAGGCCCAGUCUAUAUCGUGUGUCUCAUAUCGCUGCGGUAUGAAGAUGUAACAGCAGCGUUAAAUAAAUGCAUGGUGGUCUCCUGUUCAUGUUUAGAAGCUCUGUCUAUUUACCAGCACUGUGUCAGUCGGUGAGACUAUCGUGAGGUUGUGCAGCCUUUCUCACAGGGCGCCGGGUGGGAAACAGCGGCUUUCUUCUUUCUGUGUUCGCAUAUCGUUGCUGCUAUUAACAACUCGGAUCUAAUCAGCCUCUGCUACGAUGACCUUUGUUGUGUAAUCGUUUGAGGUAUUUCAUUUUGACUUUGCAUUUACUUACAAAUAAAGAGAAACAUUUACAGAACCCGUCAA
Betta splendens (Siamese fighting fish) is the source of this 7346-nucleotide messenger RNA. RefSeq names its product nitric oxide synthase 1 (neuronal) (gene nos1). NCBI's taxonomy places the organism in Eukaryota, Metazoa, Chordata, Actinopteri, Anabantiformes, Osphronemidae. The transcript has 30 exons. The record is from RefSeq and is a predicted model, not a curated record. Gene Ontology annotation, molecular function: flavin adenine dinucleotide binding; nitric-oxide synthase activity; FMN binding. Gene Ontology annotation, biological process: nitric oxide biosynthetic process. The coding region runs from base 376 to 4716 and encodes 1446 amino acids.